Messenger RNA from Trichomycterus rosablanca, 4399 nucleotides. It is a transcript of the gene pank4, whose product is annotated as pantothenate kinase 4 (inactive). NCBI's taxonomy places the organism in Eukaryota, Metazoa, Chordata, Actinopteri, Siluriformes, Trichomycteridae. The transcript has 19 exons. The record is from RefSeq and is a predicted model, not a curated record. The coding region runs from base 78 to 2411 and encodes 777 amino acids. Gene Ontology annotation, molecular function: ATP binding; pantothenate kinase activity. Gene Ontology annotation, cellular component: cytosol; nucleus. Gene Ontology annotation, biological process: coenzyme A biosynthetic process.
UAGGCUAGUAGAGGAUUUUGAAGGUAGCCUUUAGCUUCACGCCUUCUGCGCUUGUUUGCCAAAACAACUGGUUGAAGAUGGCGACUGAUGGAGGGACUGACACUUCCCACAGCAUGGAUAAAAGCAUAAUCCUUCCUCCGGAUGAGAUUUUUCGGAAUCUGGAAAAUGCCAAGAGGUUCGCGAUAGACAUAGGUGGCUCUUUGACAAAGCUGGCCUAUUAUUCCACUGUACAACACAAAGUUGCGAGAGUGAGAUCGUUUGACCAUACAGCAAAGGGAAGCUUUCCGGAAGCAGAUGGAGACCCGCUGUAUGAGAUAUCCGUACAGGAGGAGAUCACGGCUCGGCUUCAUUUUAUCAAAUUUGAGAACAGAUACAUUGAAACGUGUUUGGAUUUUAUUAAAGACCACCUGGUUAAUACGGAAACCAAAGUUAUUAAGGCUACAGGAGGAGGAGCGUACAAGUUCAAAGACCUGAUUGAGAAGAAGUUAAAACUCAAAGUGGACAAAGAGGACGAGAUGUCGUGUCUUAUCAAGGGCUGUAAUUUUGUGCUGAAAAACAUCCCCCAUGAAGCAUUUGUUUACGCGAAGCAUGCAGACCUAGAAUUCCGCUUCCAGAAUACACACCCAGAUAUCUUUCCUUAUCUUCUAGUGAACAUCGGGUCUGGUGUUUCAAUUGUAAAGGUGGAAUCAGAAGACAAGUUUGAGCGCAUUGGUGGAAGUUCCAUAGGUGGUGGUACAUUUUGGGGUCUUGGAGCUUUGCUGACAAAAACGAAGAGAUUUGAUGAGCUUUUGCAGUUGGCUUCCAAAGGGCAACACAGCAGUGUGGACAUGCUGGUUCAGGACAUCUAUGGAGGUGCGUCCGUCUCACUGGGGCUGCCUGGACACCUCAUAGCAAGCAGCUUUGGGAAAUCAGCCACCACAGACAAAGAGUUUUCCAAAGAAGACAUGGCCAAGAGCCUGCUGCACAUGAUCAGCAAUGAUAUCGGCCAGCUGGCCUGCCUCUACGCUCGCCUGCACAAUCUAACCAGAGUGUACUUCGGAGGAUUCUUCAUCCGAGGACAUCCAGUCACCAUGCACACCAUCACCUACAGCAUCAAUUUCUUCUCCAAGGGAGAAGUACAAGCUUUGUUCCUGAGACAUGAAGGUUAUCUAGGUGCUAUAGGAGCUUUUCUGAAAGGGGCCGAAGAAGACAAUCCUAAUCAGUACAGCUGGGGUGAGAAUUAUGCUGGGAGUUCUGGUCUCAUGAGCGUGUCACCAGAUCUGAAUCCAAUGCAACGAGCCCGCAGUGGGACAUUCGACAUGCUGGAGAUGGACCGCUUGGAGAGGCAGCUGGUGAACUUGCCCUUGUUGCAGGACGCCUCGUCGUACAUCCCAGACACGGUAGACCUCACGGAGGAUGCUUUAGCCCGAGAGUACUGGCUCUUCUGUUUUGAAGAGGCUCUAGAUGGGGUGGUGAAACGAGCCGUGGCCAGUCAGAAAGAUCAGCCCGAGGCCCUAGAGAGGGCUGAGAAGUUCAGGCAGAAGUACAGAGACAAGCUGCAGACGCUGCGUCAUCAGCCAUUUGCUUAUGGGUCUCUUACCGUUCGAAGUCUGCUUGACACAAGAGAACAUUGUUUAAAUGAAUUCAACUUUCCCGACCCCUAUUCGAAGAUCAAACAGAAAGAAAACGACAUGGCCCUAAAGUACUACCAAAAGGUGGUGAACUCUCUAGAAGAGCUGAGCUGGGAACAGAAGCAGUUCGCCCUGGUCCGAGGCCUCCUGGCUGGCAACGUGUUCGACUGGGGAGCCAAAGCUGUCUCUGACAUUCUUGAAACCGAUCCUGAAUUUGGAUUUGAACAGGCCAAGCAGCAGCUGCAAGAGCGUCCAUGGCUUGUGGAUACCUACAACCAGUGGAUCGAAAGGUUAAAGGGCCCCCCUCAUAAAUGUGCACUGUUUUUCGUAGACAAUAGUGGAGUCGACAUCAUUCUGGGUGUUUUCCCCUUUGUAAGAGAACUUCUAAUUCGAGGCACAGAGGUCGUUCUUGCCAGUAACUCAGGUCCCGCACUGAAUGAUGUGACUAACAGUGAGCUGCAGAUUGUCACGGAGAGAAUAGCAGCUAUGGAUCCGAUCAUCCAGGAUGCAUUAAAAGAAGACAGACUUACAUUAGUUCAGAGUGGAUCCAGUUCUCCGUGUUUAGAUCUGAGUCGUCUGGACAAAGUCCUCGCCACGGUGGUGCGCGAGCGCCGCACAGACCUGGUGGUCAUCGAGGGAAUGGGCCGCGCCAUCCACACCAACUACUACGCCAUGCUGAGCUGCGAGAGCCUCAAGCUGGCCGUCAUCAAGAACUCGUGGCUGGCCGAGCGGCUCGGCGGCAAGAUCUUCAGCGUGGUCUUCAAAUACGAAGUUCCGUCUAAUAUUCAGGGGCAACAUUAAACAAACGUCGCUGGGCACUCGUCCGAGCGAAGACGCUCACCUGGCGAGCGCUAGCGGGCCUCGAUGGCGUCUAUUCACUACUGUGCCUCUGUGAGGGUGUUUGAGAUCCGUCACACGGUGAUUAUACAUGAGAGGAUGGAGUUCAUUUCUCAUCCCAGUCAAUAAGAAGCAGGUCUGAUACGUGCGUGUACUGUCUGAUUAAAAAUCAAUUAUGCUUUUGAUUUAAAACAAUCGCUAUGAUUACGGUGGGGCAUUUUUGAGGUCGUGAGUCUAAUGGGUGCUAGGUAGACCUCCUAAUUCUAAGCUAAUGUUCAAAAUAAUGCCAGUUUUCACUGAAGCACAGAUGAAGGUCAGAAAUAUAAAGAGGCUUUGUUUUUGUUUGGCUUUGUUCUGUUUGUUUUGGGUCCCUAUUGCCCCUUUUCACUUCAAAUGACAUCAUUUUAAGCUUUGUUUAGUCUAUAAUCGGAGCAAAAAGACACUGCCAUACCACUAAAACAUCCAUCUGUAAGGCACAGUGGAGUGUACAUUAUGUUUUGGGGCUGCUUUACAGACAAUAUUAUAUACAUAUUCUGCACAUUUCUGUGCAGCACUUAAUUAUUUGAUCAAAUUGCAUAAAAUGUCGUAAUGUUUGCUUAUUUCUGGGGAUUUUCCUUGCUAAAUUUGGCAACUUAACAGUAGUUGAGUAUCAAAAUAUGUAGAAAAUCACCAAGAAAUACAUCCAGAUUGGUCUGGACAUUGGCAUCAUACUCUGAAGCUAUGACGUUGAUUAAACUCGCCCCAUUCUAAACCCCACUCGUCUUCAUACCGAUGAUAGUUUCAAGUAUAAGCAGGGGAUGGGCUCUAGGGCUAACCUUGCUUUCAGUCAAAUGACCAUCAGUAGGUUAAACUGUUUGAAGUCGCAUCUGAUCAAUUAGCUUGUCUGAAAACCAGUAUUCUACACGUCUGAAGGGAUUAGACGGAGAUCUCUCACUGCCAUUCAUGGACACUGCCAAAAUAUGCAUGUCUCAGUCCAUGCGGAAGGUGGACCUAAGGUGUCCCUUGUGAUAGAGGCGGGAUUUAAAACUCGAAGAGCAUCACAGUACUAUGACGUGUCCCUAUUCCACCUGUCCCUGAAGUCUAUUUUACUGUAUCUGGGAGGAAUUGGUCUGCUGAUGUUAAAUGUGUCUAAUUCAAUUUGGUACUAUUUAGAUUCUGAACAUCAAAAUAACGUUUUAUUUUUCAUCUCACUUCAGGGUUGUAGAGCACAUCGCCCGACUGAGUGAAUUAACAUGCAUUGUAAUCAGGUUAUCAUGAUCAGAUUUUGACAGUUACAGCUACAAGUGUACAAACAUCUGUAAUGCACAUGUAUUUAAUAAUGUGAUUUAACUGUGAUUUAAUAAUUAGAAAGCACUCAGCUCUGCUAACAGCCGGCCUGACGUUUACACGGACAGGGAUUGGCUCGGCAGGGGGAGGGAGUGCCAAAAGGAUUCCUAAUAACGGCUGCAGUUACGACCUCUGCUGGCUCAUCGAUGGCCCCUGCACAAUGAGACGGGGGAUAAUGGAGAUCAGUACAUGACUCUCCAUGCGGUCGGCUACUGCAUACUUGUCGGAGAGGGUGUAAAACUCCUCGAGAUCUCAAGGCUUCCAUGACAUACAUGUACUUACAAGUGUUAGUAAACUUGUAACUAGGACUCUUGGUGGAAUAUGUCUAUUCAUUCUUCAUUCAUGAGUCCACUAUUAACCUGACAUUGUGGGAAAAAAAAGUCUCAAAUCACCAUCUCCCAGACCAAAGCUAUUAGUGUUUAAUUUUACUGUGUCCAAAGCUCGUCUUGCUUAGUCUCACUUUGUGAGAUUUUGUAAAGUCAUAUGUAAAUAGAAUGUGUGUACAGAAGUGUUACAUUCGUUUUGGCAUAUGUUCAAUUACAGUAUUUGAGCUUAUAUAUAAAUAUAUAAAUUGACAAUCACAUGUAAUUGAAUGUUAAAUAUAUUUUGCAAUGUGUUCACACAAA